UAUACGAAAAAGAGUAGUAAUAGGUGUUUGCUCUUGCUACCAGGCCCCCAGUGUUGUCUUGCCAUUGUGUCUGAGUGUACUGCCGUGAUACGGCAGUUGUUGCUCCUCUGUGGAGAUGUAGAGGUAAAUCCCGGCCCUGUCACCACAGAAGCUAUGAUGGCGUUGCUGACUAAACUUGACGCCGGCCAAACAACUGUAACGGUCAACGCUCUGUCUGACAGAAUGACGCGGAUAGAGCAGGAGUUUUCGCAUUUUAAUUCAAUUCGAAAUGAUCUUGACGAACUCCACGGUGUCACGGCGACCCUUACUAACAGUUUAGCGACCCUGGCUGAACGCGUAGAUGACUCGGAAAAUAGAUCGCGGCGCUCGAAUCUUCUUUUUUUUGGCCUCCCUGACUCUGAUAGGGAAACGUGGGCACAGUCGGAACAGAAAAUAAUAAACCUUUGUUCUCAACAUCUUGAUAUCAACAUCAUGCCAGACGGCAUCGAGCGUGCCCACCGACUAGGUCGAUAUCGUCCCAAUCAGAACCGCCCGAUAAUUGUAAAAUUUGCUCUUCAUAAAACCAAAGAACGAAUUUUUUCUCAGGGUAAAAAGUUCAAGGACACUAGCUUCGCUGUAAGUGAAGAUUUCUCUCCUUCGGUUCAGCUUGCUAGAAGGAAUUUGUUAACUUUCGCGCGUAACCAAGCUAUGCCCUUUUCCUUACGUUUCAAAACGCUCCUCAUUGGACAAAAACGAUACUAUUUUGAUGACGCGUCAAACACCGUAAAAGAGUGUCCUUCUUAACUAACCCGAUCUUUUCGCCGCGGUCAUGAACCCACUCCCC
Ixodes scapularis (black-legged tick) is the source of this 823-nucleotide messenger RNA. RefSeq lists its product as uncharacterized. Lineage: Eukaryota; Metazoa; Arthropoda; Arachnida; Ixodida; Ixodidae. The annotation marks the transcript as partial. Gene Ontology annotation, biological process: retrotransposition. The record is from RefSeq and is a predicted model, not a curated record. Gene Ontology annotation, molecular function: single-stranded RNA binding. The transcript is spliced from 2 exons. Gene Ontology annotation, cellular component: ribonucleoprotein complex.